UUUUUUUUUUGGGUUUGGUUUUUUCGUGCUCUGGGCACCAUGUCAAAUUCGGGCUCCCAUCAAGACACUGGGAACAAGCCAGAGACGGAAAAAAAUAACCAAGAUGACUCUCAACCCCCCGUCAACUCUGAGAGGAGGAACAAAAGUGGAAUAAUAAGUGAACCUUUGAACAAAAGUCUUAAGAAAUCCCGUCCACUCUCCCACUAUUCCACCUUUGGUAGCAGCAGCUCAGUAAGCGAACAUUCAGAGAAAGGCAACCCCUUAGCUAACGGCAACGAUGCGACUGUGGAUAAAAGUCAUUCUACCUCAAAGCACAAAAACAUCUCUAGUAUGCUGAGCAAAUUAGACCGGAUGUCGGAGAUCUCCUCAGAAGGACAGACCGCCCUCCAACAGUUUGCUCAACAAACAGAAAUGCUCAAAAGAGUGGUACAGGAGCAUCUUCCUCUAGCAAGCGACCACGGGACUGGUCUCUCUGACAUGGAGGCAGUCUCAGCUGCAGAGACAAUGAACGGCCCCUCUGAUUUUCCUUACCUGGGGGCUUUUCCCAUCAACCCAGGCCUUUUCAUUAUGACCCCUGCCGGCGUGUUUCUGGCAGAGAGCGCGCUCCAUAUGGCUGGCUUGGCAGAGUAUCCCAUGCAGAAUGAGUUGGCAUCUGCCAUCAAUUCGGGGAAAAAGAAACGGAAAAGAUGCGGCAUGUGCCCGCCUUGCCGAAGACGGAUAAACUGCGAGCAGUGCAGCAGUUGUAGGAAUCGCAAAACUGGCCACCAGAUUUGCAAAUUCCGAAAAUGUGAAGAACUCAAAAAGAAGCCUUCUGCAGCACUGGAGGUAACCAGCCCCUCUCAGGCACCCUAACCCCUCCUCGGGCUGCGCUCCUGGGUUCGGAUCUUGCCCUAGAUAAUAAAACACCUGGUACUUC
Molecule: messenger RNA, 916 nt
Organism: Pterocles gutturalis (yellow-throated sandgrouse)
Lineage: Eukaryota; Metazoa; Chordata; Aves; Pterocliformes; Pteroclidae
Product: CXXC-type zinc finger protein 5-like
Exons: 1
Coding region: 40-852 (270 amino acids)
Cellular component (GO): nucleus
Molecular function (GO): methyl-CpG binding; zinc ion binding
Source: RefSeq, a predicted model, not a curated record